CAGAGCAGCGGAGGGUGAGCAGGAUAGUGGAUGUCGCUCACUCCCCGGCAGUGACGACUAACACAGUGACGAGUGCGAGUGAUGUCCCCACGACCAGCCAGCCCAGGCAUGGACUCUGUGUGUGGGCGUGAGUCCUCGGUAUCGCCGCCUACGGUGGUGGCGCCCGUGGCCGUCAAACCUCCGCCUUUGAGCGACGCCCACGCGGUGGCUGUACCCACAGACCAGCAGCGCCUGCUGUACCAGCUGGCCCUGGCCGAGCGGCUGCGUCUGGCCUCGGCUGGUCUGGCCUGGGCUAGACCUCCGCUCUCAAUCCACCACCACCAUCUUCAGGAGGCCGGUAUGGGCGGCAACUUUAUGGGAGGGUUGGGCAUGCCAAUGAUGGGCGGCCUGGGGUCUAUGGCGCUCGGGGGAGGUUUGAUGGGUGGGGCAUCCACUCAGAUGCCCCCAGCCUCAUACCCCCCGCCCCAUCCCCUCUACGGCUACAGGCUCCUAGACCCCAGGAUGCUGCUGCCCCGGGGACCAGAGGAGCCCAAGCCCCAACACUCCUACAUCGGCCUCAUCGCCAUGGCCAUCCUCAGCAGCCCCGACAAGAAGUUGAUCCUGAGCGACAUCUACCAGUACAUCUUGGACCACUACCCGUACUUCAGGUCUCGGGGCACAGGCUGGCGCAACUCCAUCCGUCACAACCUCUCCCUCAACGACUGCUUCAUGAAGUCAGGUCGUUCAGCCAACGGGAAGGGCCACUACUGGGCCAUCCAUCCUGCUAACAUCGACGACUUCCGGCGAGGAGACUUCCGCCGACGGCGAGCUCAGCGCCGCGUCAGGAAGCACCUGGGAUUGGCCGUCGACGACGACUCCGAACCCGAAACCCUGUCGCCCCCACCUCCAGCUCUACCUUCCUCCAACGAUACACCCACCCUCGAGCUUCCCGCCCAAGAUACCUCCGCCCCGCCCGUCACUUCUCGCACGCCCAACAUGGACGCAAGUCUCCGUCUUACGAGACCAAAACGCCAGUUCGACGUCCUAAGUUUAUUAGCGCCCGACCGUCCGCUGCCACACCACGACGAUGACGACGGCGACGGUCUGGUGGACGACCACUGUAUGGAGAUCAGCAGUGCUCAUAUAGGCGGCCACCGUCACCAGGUGAGUCAAGAGCACCAUCUGCACCUCGGCGACGACCUUCGCUUAAAGGUAACAGACGAGCACCGCCUUCAGAUGGGCGAAGACACACGGUCAAAGGUUACUGAAAACCAUCUGCAGCAGGUGAUCAAGGAGGAGCACCUGCAAGUGGGUGAGGACCAGCCCCUCCAGAUAGGCAGUUCUCAGCUCCAGCUGGGUGAGCAUCACCCACGACCCCGCCCGACACCACACCUCCAGGUGAGCACCGACCAACACCUGUUGAGUGAGGCCAACCACCAUUUACAGGUCAGCAAGAGUCAUCUCCUACAAGUAGCGAAAGAUCACCACAUCCUGCAUGACCUCGAGGACCACUGCCACAAAGAGAGACAGAGACUGCAGGUCGGGGAGGACCAUGGGAGCCCCUCUUGCGUCAUCAAGAGUGAGGUUACCCAGCCAGAGGGACGUUCAGAAGAAGGUCAUAGCGGUGUGGGCGGCCAACCGUCAUCCCCUGGGUGUUGGGCGGCAGGAGGGUGGCCUCGGGCCGCCCCAACCACCACCCUCCACACACCAUACAUCACCAGCGACAGCUCCGUGGACGCUCUCUCAUCAAAAGCUCCUCAUUUCAACAUGUCCCCAACAACCACCGGCCAGCAGCGACCUGUCGUCCCGCUCUCCAUCACCCCGAGUACGACCCAGCCCGCCCAUGUCCUCACUACCGUCUCGACGCCCUACCCAACCCACGCCCACACUUCUACUUCAACACACGCCACCCAUAUCAGUCUCUCGGUGCCACUACCCAAGGCACUAGACUCCGGCCAGUAGAUCCCACACGACGUGGCACUGUUAACUAUGUCAUUAAAACUUCAUGUAAACUGCCUGUUACCUGUGUCAACAGUAUUACACUUGUCUUGCUCUCUCAAAGUAAAGUAGAACCUUUUAAA
Homarus americanus (American lobster) is the source of this 2060-nucleotide messenger RNA. Its product is annotated as forkhead box protein J2-like. The coding region runs from base 82 to 1941 and encodes 619 amino acids. Lineage: Eukaryota; Metazoa; Arthropoda; Malacostraca; Decapoda; Nephropidae. The transcript has a single exon. The record is from RefSeq and is a predicted model, not a curated record. Gene Ontology annotation, molecular function: DNA-binding transcription factor activity, RNA polymerase II-specific; RNA polymerase II cis-regulatory region sequence-specific DNA binding. Gene Ontology annotation, biological process: anatomical structure morphogenesis; regulation of transcription by RNA polymerase II; cell differentiation.